Molecule: messenger RNA, 1478 nt
Organism: Coffea eugenioides
Lineage: Eukaryota; Viridiplantae; Streptophyta; Magnoliopsida; Gentianales; Rubiaceae
Product: probable plastid-lipid-associated protein 13, chloroplastic
Exons: 7
Coding region: 107-1042 (311 amino acids)
Source: RefSeq, a predicted model, not a curated record
UCCGCGACUCUUCUCGUCCUGCCCAGUCCUCGCCUUCCAGCUGCGGCACUCAACUCUGCGACAGACGCACAAGCGCCUCCCAUUACAUCUUCUCUUUCUUUCCCCAAUGGCUUUCCCUUUUUCAAUUCAAAACCUCCCAUUUUCUUCAGCUCUCCCUCGGCGCAGCACGACGGCGUACCCUUCUUCCCUUUUAACUCUGCCCAGUAACCGUAGUCUCCUGAAAAUUCCAAGGAAUGCGAAAAAUCAAGAAAAAUCCCUUGCUGGAGCCUUGACUUGCAAAGCAAUGGUUCAGCAAACAGCUGUCCAAGGAGCUACUGCUGCUUAUGCUAAAGAAAUGGAGAGACUUUCCGCUAAAGAAUCCCUUCUUCUUGCUUUCAAAGAUGCAGGGGGGUUUGAAGCACUACUGACUGGAAAUGUAACAGAUAUGCAGCGGAUUGAUGUGAAUGAGAGGAUAGUAAGUCUUGAGAGACUCAAUUCGAUUCCUCGACCAACAACGUCUCCUUAUCUUGAAGGUCAAUGGAAUUUCAAGUGGUUUGGAGAUGGAAGUCCUGGCUUUUUUGCCGCUAAGUUGGUAUUCCAGACAUUUCCUUCAACGUUGGCUACUCUAUCGAAACUUGAUGUGCUGAUCAAGGAUGGAUAUGCCAAUAUCACUGCAAGUUUGAAGUUUGUUAACUCGAUAGAUAGCAACUUCAUUCUUUCAACCAGAUUAUCAGUUGAGGGACCACUUAGAAUGAAAGAGGAAUAUGUUGAAGGAGUAUUUGAGUCUCCAAAGCUCAAUGAAGAAACCAUCCCUGAGCAGCUUAAAGGUGCUUUCAGUCAGGCAGUUAGCACAGUGGAGCAACUUCCUGGUCCCAUCAGGGAUGCUGUUGCCAGUGGACUGAAAGUCCCUCUUGGCGGGAGGAUUCAGAGACUAUUUAUGAUUUCCUAUCUUGAUGAUGAAAUACUGAUAAUAAGGGGUAUCGGUGGAGUUCCUGAAGUCCUUACAAGAUUAGAUCCUGCCCCAGCAACCAAGGAAGAUCAGAUAACAGACUAUGAGAGUUGAAAGAGCCGCAGCUUGCUCUGAGGGUGAAAGCUCGGUAGUUCAACUUACCUCGGAAAUCCAGCAUAUAUUUUGGCAAUAUAUUACUCCCAAUGGGAAACAUCAACCAAAAACAAAAAGGAAUUGCACUAUAGAGUACAUCAUUCACGGAGAGAGGAAGGAGGGGCAGUGAUAAAUUGAGCAGUCGAAAGAACUGGUUCAUUGGUGCGGCUAGAUGUUUUGAUGUCAGUAACUAAGUGGUAAAACGUUUGAACUUGAAGACACUGGGGCAAUAGCACUCAUUGCCGUUGUUAUUACUUGUACUGCUCAGGGUAAAGUAAUCUUUGCCUUGUAAGGGACAAAUGGCAAAUAGGUUUGAAUUAAUCUAUUUCAUUAAUUACAUUAUGUUGGCAAGUUGUUGCACUUCUAUCAGACACUAAUGGUGCCAAAACUUUUAAAA